Molecule: messenger RNA, 788 nt
Organism: Mustela lutreola (European mink)
Lineage: Eukaryota; Metazoa; Chordata; Mammalia; Carnivora; Mustelidae
Gene: FUNDC2
Product: FUN14 domain containing 2
Exons: 5
Coding region: 71-640 (189 amino acids)
Biological process (GO): autophagy of mitochondrion
Cellular component (GO): mitochondrial outer membrane
Source: RefSeq, a predicted model, not a curated record
GCAGCCCUGCACGGGGGUGGGAAGUGCCCGUCAGACGGCCGGCCCGCCCCCUUCCGCCGCCGCCGUGGGAAUGGAAACAUCUGCCCUACGUGCCGGAAGCCAGCUUGCGGCGAUGACGGCGCGCCACUCCGCGCCCUACCGCGCCGAAACCCUGCGGGUGUCAUCGCGAGACGAGCUCGCCGAAAUGGCCGCGUCCAGUCAAGGAAACUUUGAGGGAAAUUUUGAGUCACUGGACCUUGCAGAAUUUGCUAAAAAGCAGCCAUGGUGGCGCAAGCUGUUUGGGCAGGAGUCUGGGCCCUCGGCUGAAAAAUACAGCGUGGCAACCCAGCUGCUAAUUGGAGGCGUUACUGGAUGGUGCACGGGUUUCAUAUUCCAGAAGGUUGGAAAGUUGGCUGCAACAGCCGUGGGAGGUGGAUUUUUUCUCCUUCAGCUUGCGAACCAUACUGGGUACAUCAAGGUUGACUGGCAGCGAGUAGAGAAGGACAUGAAGAAAGCCAAGGAGCAGCUGAAGAUCCGUAAGAGCAACCAGCUGUCCACGGAGGUCAGAAGCAAAGCGGAGGAGGUAGUGUCAUUUGUGAAGAAGAACGUUUUAGUGACUGGGGGAUUUUUUGGAGGCUUUCUGCUUGGCAUGGCAUCCUAAGGACGACAACUUCACUUCUGUUACUCCUGUUUUUUUCCAGCCAGCAGCCUCUUCACUCCAUCAUAGGACAUCAAGUUUGUCCUACUUCUUCCAUGACUUCCUCCCUGCUGUGGCAUAUCUGAAUGGCUUCUGUAGGCAUCUGUCGUUG